Molecule: messenger RNA, 774 nt
Organism: Papaver somniferum (opium poppy)
Lineage: Eukaryota; Viridiplantae; Streptophyta; Magnoliopsida; Ranunculales; Papaveraceae
Product: BTB/POZ domain-containing protein At3g56230-like
Exons: 3
Coding region: 1-774 (257 amino acids)
Molecular function (GO): protein binding
Source: RefSeq, a predicted model, not a curated record
AUGGAACAAGAACAACAAGCCAAGGAAGCGGAUGCCACACCUAGAUUCGAUGUAGCGGAGGUUACAAAGAAAAGGGGUAGGCCUAGGAAGGUACCAACAAUGAUUAAACAAGGAGAGCAUUCCGAAGUCACACCCAUAGUCGAAGGGGAGGCUUUGCAUAUCAAAAACGAAAGGCCGAAUAAGGAACCUACAUCAAGUCAAGUACAUCAAGCUGAAAAUUCCGAAGUCAUGCCAAAGAUAAGUGAUAGCAAAGAUGCAUUUAUUGAGGAAAGUCAUUCGGAUAUUCAAGUCAAGCCUAGCAAUGGACCGUCUAUACCUGCACAUAAGUGUUUGCUGGCAACUAAAUCUGAGGUUUUCAAAUACAUGUUAUCUUCAGAUACAUGCAAAGCUGCAGAAAUCGACUCGGUAUGUCUACCUGAAUUCGAUCAUGACGAGCUUAAGACCUUCUUGGAGUUGCUUUACUGUGGAAAUUUGGCCAAGGAAAAGUUUGAGAUGCAUUAUUACUCUCUAGCACUUGCAUCUCAUAAGUAUGCAAUUCCAUAUUUGGAGAAGUUCUGCGAAGAUCGUAUACUAAACUUAGUAGAUUUGUCAAAUGCAUUUAAAGUGCUGGAGAUCUCAGAAGCUUGUUCAAAUGAGACAUUAAAAGUUGCUGCCUUGGAGUUGAUACGGAACCACAAAGAGGAGAUACUUUGGUCACCUGCUUUUGAAGAAUUUUCAAUAAAAAACCCACAUUUGAUGUUACAUAUCAUGAGGUACUGUUGCAGUCAAGCCUAG